CAGCCUUCGGCUGUCUGGGCAUGCUGGGAGUUGUAGUUUUGCAAGAGCUGGAGGCACCCUGGUUGGGAAACACUGCUCUAGGAUGUUCAUGUUACACCUAGAGAUAUUCAUGUUAUAUCCAGAAAUGUUUGUGUUACAUUCAGGGACACUCAUGUUAUAUCCAGGGGUUCUCAUUAUAUAUAAAGGACUGUCCAUGUGAUAUAAAGAGGUUCUCAUUAUAUAUAUAAAGGACUGUCCUGUGAUAUGAAGGGGUUCUCAUUAUAUAUAAAGGACUUUCCUGUGAUAUAAAGGGGUUCUCAUUAUAUAAAAAGGGCUGUCUAUGUGAUAUAAAGGGGUUCUCAUUAUAUAUAAAGGACUGUCCAUGUGAUAUAAAGGGGUUCUCAUUAUAUAUAAAGGACUGUCCUGUGAUAUAAAGAGGUUCUCAUUAUAUAUAUAAAGGGCUGUCUAUGUGAUAUAAAGGGGUUCUCAUUGUAUAUAAAGGACUUUCCUGUGAUAUAAAGGGGUUCUCAUUAUAUAUAAAGGACUGUCCUGUGAUAUAAAGGGGUUCUCAUUAUAUAUAAAGGACUGUCCAGGUGAUAUAAAGAGGUUCUCAUUAUAUAUAAAGGACUGUCCAUGCAAUAUAAAGAGGUUCUCAUUAUAUAUAAAGGACUGUCCAUGUGAUAUAAAGGGGUUCUCAUUAUAUAUAAAGGACUGUCCUGUGAUAUAAAGAGGUUCUCAUUAUAUAUAAAGGACUGUCCAUGUGAUAUAAAGGGGUUCUCAUUAUAUAUAAAGUACUGUCCAUGUGAUUUAAAGGGCUUCUCAUUAUAUAUAAAGGACUGUCCAUGUGAUAUAAAGGGGUUCUCAUUAUAUAUAAAGGACUGUCCAUGUGAUAUAAAGGGGUUCUCAUUAUAUAUAAAGGACUGUCCAUGUGAUAUAAAGGGGUUCUCAUUAUAUAUAAAGGACUGUCCAUGUGAUAUAAAAGGGUUCUCAUUAUAUAUAAAGGACUGUCCUGUGAUAUAAAGAGGUUCUCAUUAUAUAUAAGGACUGUCCAUGGAAUAUAAAGAGGUUCUCAUUAUAUAUAAAGGACUGUCCAUGUGAUAUAAAAGGGUUCUCAUUAUAUAUAAAGGACUGUCCAUGUGAUAUAAAGGGGUUCUCAUUAUAUAUAAAGGACUGUCCAUGUGAUAUAAAGGGGUUCUCAUUAUAUAUAAAGGACUGUCCUGUGAUAUAAAGAGGUUCUCAUUAUAUAUAAAGGACUGUCCAUGUGAUAUAAAGGGGUUCUCAUUAUAUAUAAAGGACUGUCCUGUGAUAUAAAGAGGUUCUCAUUAUAUAUAAAGGACUGUCCAUGUGAUAUAAAGGGGUUCUCAUUAUAUAUAAAGGACUGUCCAUGUGAUUUAAAGGGCUUCUCAUUAUAUAUAAAGGACUGUCCAUGUGAUAUAAAGGGGUUCUCAUUAUAUAUAAAGGACUGUCCAUGUGAUAUAAAGGGGUUCUCAUUAUAUAUAAAGGACUGUCCAUGUGAUAUAAAGGGGUUCUCAUUAUAUAUAAAGGACUGUCCAUGUGAUAUAAAAGGGUUCUCAUUAUAUAUAAAGGACUGUCCUGUGAUAUAAAGAGGUUCUCAUUAUAUAUAAGGACUGUCCAUGGAAUAUAAAGAGGUUCUCAUUAUAUAUAAAGGACUGUCCAUGUGAUAUAAAAGGGUUCUCAUUAUAUAUAAAGGACUGUCCAUGUGAUAUAAAGGGGUUCUCAUUAUAUAUAAAGGACUGUCCAUGUGAUAUAAAGGGGUUCUCAUUAUAUAUAAAGGACUGUCCAUGUGAUAUAAAAGGGUUCUCAUUAUAUAUAAAGGACUGUCCAUGUGAUAUAAAGGGGUUCUCAUUGUAUAUAAAGGACUGUCCAUGUGAUAUAAAGGGGUUCUCAUUAUAUAUAAAGGACUGUCCAUGUGAUAUAAAGGGGUUCUCAUUAUAUAUAAAGUACUGUCCAUGCUACAGUAUAUACAGAGAUGCCCAGAGUGCUCAUGUUAUACACAGAUAUUUCCCAUGUUAUAUAUAAUGAUGUUGUUUAAAUACAUAGGUGCUUGUGUUAUAUACAGAGAUUUCCAUUAUAUAUACAGGAGAAUCCAUGUUAUCUAUCGUGACAUUUGUACAAGAUCGUCCGUGCUAUAUACAGAAGUCUCCAUGUUAUAUACAGGGGUGUAUAUGUUAUAUACAGGGGUGUAUAUGUUAUAUACAGGGGUGUAUAUGUUAUAUACAGGGGUGUAUAUGUUAUAUACAGGGGUGUAUAUGUUAUAUACAGGGAUGUCCAUGAUAUUCCUUGGUAACCACAGGCGUUCAUGUUUUUAUACACCAUGUAAUAUACAGGAGUAUCCAUCCAGUAUACAGGAGGGGUCAUGUCAUAUACAGGAGGGGUCCAUGUCAUAUACAGGAGGGGUCCAUGUCAUAUACAGGAGGGGUCCAUGUCAUAUACAGGAGGGGUCCAUGUCAUAUACAGGAGGGGUCCAUGUCAUAUACAGGAGGGGUCCAUGCCAUAUACAGGAGGGGUCCAUGUCAUAUACAGGAGUAUCCAUCCAGUAUACAGGAGGGGUCAUGUCAUAUACAGGAGGGGUCCAUGUCAUAUACAGGAGGGGUCCAUGUCAUAUACAGGAGGGGUCCAUGUCAUAUACAGGAGGGGUCCAUGUCAUAUACAGGAGGGGUCCAUGUCAUAUACAGGAGGGGUCCAUGUCAUAUACAGGAGGGGUCCAUGUCAUAUACAGGAGGGGUCCAUGUCAUAUACAGGAGGGGUCCAGGCCAUAUACAGGAGGGGUCCAUGUCAUAUACAGGAGGGGUCCAUGUCAUAUACAGGAGGGGUCCAUGUCAUAUACAGGAGGGGUCCAUGUCAUAUACAGGAGGGGUCCAUGUCAUAUACAGGAGGGGUCCAGGCCAUAUACAGGAGGGGUCCAUGUCAUAUACAGGAGGGGUCCAUGUCAUAUACAGGAGGGGUCCAUGUCAUAUACAGGAGGGGUCCAUGCCAUAUACAGGAAGGGUCCAUGUCAUAUACAGGAGGGGUCCAUGUCAUAUACAGGAGGGGUCCAUGUCAUAUACAGGAGGGGUCCAUGUCAUAUACAGGAGGGGUCCAUGUCAUAUACAGGAGGGGUCCAUGCCAUAUACAGGAGGGGUCCAUGUCAUAUACAGGAGGGGUCCAUGUCAUAUACAGGAGGGGUCCAUGCCAUAUACAGGAGGGGUCCAUGUCAUAUACAGGAGGGGUCCAUGUCAUAUACAGGAGGGGUCCAGGCCAUAUACAGGAGGGGUCCAGGCCAUAUACAGGAGGGGUCCAUGUCAUAUACAGGAGGGGUCCAUGUCAUAUACAGGAGGGGUCCAUGUCAUAUACAGGAGGGGUCCAUGUCAUAUACAGGAGGGGUCCAUGUCAUAUACAGGAGGGGUCCAUGUCAUAUACAGGAGGGGUCCAUGCCAUAUACAGGAGGGGUCCAGGCCAUAUACAGGAGGGGUCCAUGUCAUAUACAGGAGGGGUCCAGGCCAUAUACAGGAGGGGUCCAUGUCAUAUACAGGAGGGGUCCAUGUCAUAUACAGGAGGGGUCCAUGUCUUAUACAGGAGGGGUCCAGGCCAUAUACAGGAGGGGUCCAUGUCAUAUACAGGAGGGGUCCAUGUCAUAUACAGGAGGGGUCCAUGUCAUAUACAGGAGGGGUCCAUGCCAUAUACAGGAGGGGUCCAUGUCAUAUACAGGAGGGGUCCAUGUCAUAUACAGGAGGGGUCCAUGUCAUAUACAGGAGGGGUCCAUGUCAUAUACAGGAGGGGUCCAUGUCAUAUACAGGAGGGGUCCAUGCCAUAUACAGGAGGGGUCCAUGUCAUAUACAGGAGGGGUCCAUGCCAUAUACAGGAGAGGUCCAUGUCAUAUACAGGAGGGGUCCAUGUCAUAUACAGGAGGGGUCCAUGUCAUAUACAGGAGGGGUCCAUGUCAUAUACAGGAGGGGUCCAUGUCAUAUACAGGAGGGGUCCAUGCCAUAUACAGGAGGGGUCCAUGUCAUAUACAGGAGGGGUCCAUGUCAUAUACAGGAGGGGUCCAUGCCAUAUACAGGAGGGGUCCAUGUCAUAUACAGGAGGGGUCCAUGCCAUAUACAGGAGGGGUCCAUGCCAUAUACAGGAGGGGUCCAUGUCAUAUACAGGAGGGGUCCAUGUCAUAUACAGGAGGGGUCCAUGUCAUAUACAGGAGGGGUCCAUGUCAUAUACAGGAGGGGUCCAUGUCAUAUACAGGAGGGGUCCAUGCCAUAUACAGGAGGGGUCCAUGCCAUAUACAGGAGGGGUCCAUGUCAUAUACAGGAGGGGUCCAUGUCAUAUACAGGAGGGGUCCAUGUCAUAUACAGGAGGGGUCCAUGUCAUAUACAGGAGGGGUCCAUGUCAUAUACAGGAGGGGUCCAUGUCAUAUACAGGAGGGGUCCAUGUCAUAUACAGGAGGGGUCCAUGCCAUAUACAGGAGGGGUCCAUGUCAUAUACAGGAGGGGUCCAUGUCAUAUACAGGAGGGGUCCAUGUCAUAUACAGGAGGGGUCCAUGUCAUAUACAGGAGGGGUCCAUGUCAUAUACAGGAGGGGUCCAUGCCAUAUACAAGAGGGGUCCAUGCCAUAUACAGGAGGGGUCCAUGCCAUAUACAGGAGGGGUCCAUGUCAUAUACAGGAGGGGUCCAUGCCAUAUACAGGAGGGGUCCAUGCCAUAUACAGGAGGGGUCCAUGUCAUAUACAGGAGGGGUCCAUGUCAUAUACAGGAGGGGUCCAUGCCAUAUACAGGAGGGGUCCAUGUCAUAUACAGGAGGGGUCCAUGCCAUAUACAGGAGGGGUCCAUGUCAUAUACAGGAGAGGUCCAUGUCAUAUACAGGAGGGGUCCAUGCCAUAUACAGGAGGGGUCCAUGUCAUAUACAGGAGGGGUCCAUGUCAUAUACAGGAGGGGUCCAUGCCAUAUACAGGAGGGGUCCAUGUCAUAUACAGGAGGGGUCCAUGUCAUAUACAGGAGGGGUCCAUGCCAUAUACAGGAGGGGUCCAUGUCAUAUACAGGAGGGGUCCAUGCCAUAUACAGGAGGGGUCCAUGUCAUAUACAGGAGGGGUCCAUGUCAUAUACAGGAGGGGUCCAUGCCAUAUACAGGAGGGGUCCAUGUCAUAUACAGGAGGGGUCCAUGCCAUAUACAGGAGGGGUCCAUGUCAUAUAUCGGGGGCUCAGCUCUUCUGACCUCAUUCACUGUGUAAAUAUCUGUGUGAAUUUUCUAAAUUAGAAAAUCUCUUGUUAAUAAUAAUAAUAAUAAUAAUAAUAGUAUAAUACUAAUAUAAUAAUAUUCCGAUAAGUAACAUUUUGUAGCAUUUGUUUGAAGUCAGGAUUUUGCCCCUGAUUUGUAGGAAUAGAUCGAACUGUGAACUGUGUCCGGAUCUGAAGGUGGAGGCGACUAUCGCCAGAUCCCUUUGCACUUAUUGUUCUCUGUAAAUAUCGCGACAUUGUUAUUAUUAUUAUAUAGACUGAUCAUGAUUGUAAUUUAUUUAGAGAAAUAAAAAAAUAUAUUGCUUUGUUAUUUGAACUGAAGAAAUUCGUGCGAUCUGUUCACUGUACAUCUGUUUUUAUAGAAAGAUAAAUAGAUAGAUAUGAGAUAGAUAGAUCGAUAUUAGAUAGAUAGAUAGAUAUGAGAUAGAUAAAUAGAUAGAUAUG
Hyla sarda is the source of this 5647-nucleotide messenger RNA. RefSeq lists its product as uncharacterized. The transcript has 2 exons. Lineage: Eukaryota; Metazoa; Chordata; Amphibia; Anura; Hylidae. The record is from RefSeq and is a predicted model, not a curated record. The coding region runs from base 2401 to 5196 and encodes 931 amino acids.